This is a messenger RNA of Botrytis deweyae, 2635 nucleotides long. RefSeq lists its product as uncharacterized. Bases 758 to 2284 code for a protein of 508 amino acids. The record is from RefSeq and is a predicted model, not a curated record. The transcript has 4 exons. Lineage: Eukaryota; Fungi; Ascomycota; Leotiomycetes; Helotiales; Sclerotiniaceae.
GAUCCAGGUUUCUAUCAGCUACCGAGGUACGGGCAAGACCUGAAAAGUGAUUUCCAAUGAAUACGAUUGCAAAAUGGUAUUAUUUGCAUCCGAUAAUCACCGACCUAAAUGAUCUUUUGAUCAUCAAAUAAAAGAACUCGCGUAAUAGCUGCCGUCGGUCCGGACCCUUGAGAUCGAUCCAUUUAUCACUGCACAGUGCUCAGUGCUCAGUGCAUAUACCCUUAGACUCUGAAUCUUAAGCCAUAUCAGCGAUCCCAGGAAGGCGAUAACGAAAUUCAACAUUGGCAAUAGGCAAGGUUGUGUGACAACACCCAGCCGCCGUUGCACGCGCUGGGGUACCGUAUACUUCUUAAUUUUUAAGCUUGAAAUGGCACUAUACCAUAUGGGGAUAGUAGAAUUAUCAAGAGCUAAGUCGGCUAAGACUCCCAGCGCUCAAAUCAUAUUUGCUACCAAGUACCGUGCAUUCCCCUCAUAUCCCGGCGGCUACCCCUUCCCCUUGCUAACAUGCAUAUCCCACUCUGUUUAGUUAAGGCGCUACCUUGCUCCUGCUUGCUCACUGCCACCUGGUCCCCGGCCCAAUGAGUGACCAGGGCUGAGUUUGCUGUGCCUCUCAUUCUGUUUAAACUUAUAGGUCCUGACUGGCAUAAAAAAAGUCAUCGAUUUUUUACUUGCUACCAAGGCUUCUAUUGACUCGAUUUUGUCAGGCAGAUUGACUUCGUUGUGACUACAUAAUUAUACCACGCUAUACUAAUUCCAAAUGCUUGAUAUAUAUUCUGCUCCUGUUCCAUCUCCUACAUUCUUUGAGGAUUCUUUUGCUGUUACAUCUCCAGCUGUCUUCAAGAAACCGCUUCUACCUCGUCUCAAGAUGACCACCAUGGGGGAGCCUGCCUUUGGCGGGGGUCAUGGUGUACCUCACAGUGCAAGUCACACGAGUGCUAGAGCUUCAGAUGUUCCAUGGACUCCUUACAGUGCUGUCUCGUCAUUUAAUCUUCCAGCACAUUACGAUUCAUCUUUGAUCACGCCUGUUGCAAUGGCACCAUCCCCAAACAUUUCUUCAAGGCCAGCACCCACAGUGAGAGAAAGGGAUAUAAAGCUAUCGCCAUCUAUGGAAUCACCAGAUUAUCCGCUCUUUGGUGGGGGCGAAGACGAUUUUGGUUCCCGACUUGGUUCUGCCCCAAUGAAGCAAAAAGACCCAAGUUCCAAUAAUUCCAAGAUUCCCACCAGCGAGCCUAAUUAUCCUACUUCUCCUGCUCUUUUCUGUGCUUCUCCGUAUUAUGGUGCAUUUGGAGUUUCCGCUACGCCAAAAACAGGACGAACAGCUGAGUUAACAUCUCCAAAUAUGAAUACCAGUCCUCACAAUACAAAUUCAAGUGCUAUGAGCGCCGAUCUCCGAAGAUCACGCCAUGCCACACCAGCUCAAAGUCCUGAAAGCUACAGAGUAAACAACCCCGCACCAAUACUGAUUGCUCCUAACCCCAACACAAUGCGACCAGCGACUAGACCUGGAGAUAUGCCAUAUAGGGAUAGCCUACCAUAUAGCCGUCAUGAUUCUAUGCAUUCCAUGCAUUCCUUAAAUUCCUAUAACUCGACACCACCUCAAUACCAAGAGCAACUUGCUCCCCUUCCUACUCGGAGGAAGAGAAAGGGUGCCCCCACACAGUUGGACGGAGAUAUUCUUUUUCAUGAGAAUAUAAAUCACGAGGAACAAAUUCUGAUGCAACUAUCAGAGGUUGAAGGCCUCGCUUGGAAAGAGAUUGCGAAGCAGUUCAAUGAGAGGACAGGCAGGAGUAUGAAAGUGCCAGCUCUGCAAAUGCGCAAGAAGCGACUUUGUGAACGUCUCCGCGUUUGGACUGAUUGCGAGGAGCGAGCUUUGACACUUGCUUGGGAAGAUUACGAGAGAGAGAAAUGGGAAGCUGUCGCAAAAGGCAUGAUGAAGCAUGGAGUCCAAGAAAAAUGGAGUAAAGAAGCCGUCCAGAGAAAGUUCAACGAAAUGUUCCCUCCCGACGAUCGAUCAUACAACAACACGGAGUAUGCAUUAUCCAAACAUGCGGAACAACUGAACUACGACAUCAAGAUGGAGCCACGAACGCCGUGGCCAAAUCACGAUGAAAGAGACAGCGCAAUACACAGUCUCACAGACGAAGAGCAAACCUUAGUAGGCGAGUUGAGGAGUAGGACUGCAAGUGAUGCCAGUUCACUGCAUUAUCAGCAGCAACAGCAUCAACAAAUCAUGUAUGCGCAACAGCAUCAGCAGCAGCAUCAAGAGAUAUGGGCAGGAAACUGAGCAGGAACUGAUGAAGUACAGGAUUCUGGGGCGAUAGAUAUUGGUAAUCGUUUUGAAUUUUUCUACAGUAUAUGGAAUUCUGGUUUCUACGAAGUCUGGGUAUAAUGAGCAAUCGUUCUGUGGAACCAUUGGACUGCACGAAAUCUUGUGUAGAAGGAAAGUAAAAUUGGGUUUACAGGCAGGCCAUCAAUAGAGACAAGUCUCGGGGCGGCAAACAUCUAGCAUCAUUGUCAUGGAGAUUCUAUUUUCCUAGAGCAAUCCACAUAUAUUCAUUGUACAAAUUAAUAGAAUAGUCUUGAAGAAGCAGCGCAGUCCUUCACUGGCAAUACAUAUCUACCCAUCCAACUUUCA